UGGCGAACUGAGGAGCGGAGUCGUGGGGAAUAAUCGCCCUGGGGAGGACGGUAGUUAGAGUGAGGGUCUCCGGCUAGGCCUGGGGGGGCGUCUGAGUGAAUGACUGGGGGCUCUCGGGGGUUUCUUUUGGGGAGGCGGCAAGGGGAGAUUCUAGGGAGCCCUUGCUACAGCCUUCCUGCCCGGAGGAAUCAAGGGGGAUUUACAAAGGAGUUAACUGGAGAUACAGCGGUGAAGGGAACCGGGGGAGGUUCCUGCCUCUCCCGGAAAGCCCUAAGCCUGUGAAGGGGGCCCAUGAGGCAGUUAGACGGAAGCCCUGCCGGGUGGUCUAAUUUGAUUUCAGUUUGCACGUCCUGGGGGUGAGAACUGAAGGGCAGGCUGACAGUGUGGGUGGCAGGGGCUGCAGGUGGAUGUGAAGAGGGGGAACCUGCAGGGGCGCUGCUUGCCUCUGUGGCCCCUCUGUCCUGCGCCCUCCUUCCUGAGAGCUGGGAAGGAGUGUGCCUUUCCCCUCUCCAUGGGAUCUGGAACAGCUGGGAACCUUUGCAGUCACCAGAAAGCCUCCACAGCCUUCUCCCCGAAGGAUCCUCGGCGUGGGGUCUUCCUCCUCCCUCCUCCUAGAUCCUCCUUGUCUGCGAACAGACGCCCUGCGCCCUCCGUGAAGUGGAGCCAGGCGUUGCCAACCUCCUGCCAUCUUGGGCUGUUCCUGCCCUGCUCUCAUGGCCUCCUCAGCCCCCAGUUCACCACUCCGCUCGGAGGAUCUCCUGAGUGAGUCGUCAGAAGCCCCUGGGCCGAACCAGGUGUCGUCUGAGGUGACGGCCCAGCUGUACACUUCCCUGCACCUGAGCCGGCAGGCCGAGGCCACAGCCCGGGCCCAACUCUACCUAGCUUCCACUUCCUCGCCUCCCCCCGAGGCCUUGGACGGCUUGACCCAAGAGUUGAGCCGCAGCUUGUCAGUUGGAUUGGAGAACAACUUGAAGAAAAAGGAUGGUUCUAAGCACAUCUUUGAGAUGGAGAGUGUUCGGGGCCAGCUGCAGACCAUGCUCCAGACCUCUCGCGAGACAGCCUAUAGUGCUGCCACAGAGAAACGGGAUGAAGACUCCUUCGACAGUGACAGCACAGCCACCUUACUCCAUACACGGCCGCUGCAAGACUUCCCUUCACCCAGCUCGGCGCAGGCUCUAGAGGAGUUGUUCCCUCGCUACACCAGCCUUCGGCCUGGACCCCCACUCAAUCCUCCGGACUUCCAGGGGCUGAAAGAUGCGCUGGAUUCAGAACAUACACGCCGCAAGCAUUGCGAGCGCCACAUUCAGAAUUUGCAGACCCGGGUGCUAGAGCUCCAGCAGCAGCUGGCCGUGGCUGUGGCUGCUGACCGCAAGAAAGAUGUCAUGAUUGAGCAGCUGGACAAGACCUUGGCCCGUGUAGUGGAAGGCUGGAACCGGCACGAGGCUGAGAGAACAGAGGUGCUUCGGGGACUUCAAGAAGAGCGCCAGGUGGCAGAACUCACCAGAAGCAAGCAGCAAGAGACAGUGACCCGCCUGGAACAAAGCCUUUCCGAGGCCAUGGAGGCCCUGAAUCGGGAGCAAGAAGCUGUUCGGCUGCAGCAGCAGGAAAGAGAGACGCUGGAAGAGGAAAGGCAAGCCCUAACCCUGACCUUGGAGGUGGAGCAGCAGCGGAGCCGUGCCCUACAGGAAGAGCGGGACGCUGCUCGGGCUGGGCAGCUGAGCGAGCAUCGCAAGCUGGAGGCCCUGCAAGUGGCCCUGGAGGAAGAGCGGCAGACCUGGGCCCAGCAGGAGCGCCAGCUUAAAGAGCGCUGCCAGGCGCUGCAGGAGGAAGGCCAGGCUCAGCUGGAGAGGGAGAAGGGGAGCAGCCAGAGGGAGGCCCAGGCUGCGCGGGAGGCGCAGCAGCAGCUGGCGCUGGCACGCUCCGAGGUGCGGCGGCUGGAAGGAGAGCUGGACGCGGCCCGGAGAGGGAGGGACGCCCUGCAACUGGAAAUGAGCUUGGUGCAGGCCCGCUAUGAAAGCCAGCGGAUCCAGAUGGAAUCGGAGCUGGCGGUGCAGCUGGAGCAGCAGGUGACGGAGCGGCUGGCACAGGCUCAAGAAAGUAGCAUCCGACAGGCCACUUCCCUGCGGGAGCAUCACAGGAAGCAGCUACAGGACCUCAACGGGCAGCACCAGCAAGAACUGGCUGCUCAGCUGGCUCAGUUCAAGGUGGAAAUGGCAGAGCGAGAGGAAAGGCAGCAACAGGUGGCACAGGACUACGAGCUCAGGCUGGCCCGGGAGCAGGCGCGAGUGCGAGACCUGCAGAGUAGGACGCGACAGCUGGAGGAGCAGCGCACAGAACUGGUGGAGCGACUCCAGGCCAUGUUGCAGGCCCACUGGGAUGAGGCCAGCCAGUUGCUCAGCGCCUGUCUUCCGCCUGCUGACCCUCCGGUUCCUCCUGCUGACCCCUCCAGCCCUGGGCCCCGGGAGCCAGAAGAGGGAGAGAAGCACUUCUGGACUGUGCCCCCUGUGGCCGUGGCUCUAAAGCCCGUUCUGCAGCAGAGCCGGGAGGCAAGGGAGGAGCCACCUGGGGGACCCCCACUUCUCGGCAGCCCCUCCUCAGACCUCAGCCUCUUCCUGGGACCCCCCUUCCACAGCCAGCAUUCAUUCCAGCCUCUGGAACCCAAACCAGAUCUCACUCCACCCACAGCCGAGGCCUUCUCUGCCCUCAAGGCCUUCCACCCGGAUCAUGGAGCAGAGCGGCCAUUCCCCGAGGAGGAACCUGGAUCUGAUGGAGAUGGCUUCCUGAAGCAAAGCCUGCCGCCGGCCUCCCAGUUGGAGGGCCUCAAAAACUUCUUGCAGCAGCUGCUGGAGACAGCUCCACAGAGCAACCCCUCGGUUGAUCUGUUGCCCCCUAAGACUGGUACACGGAGUGCCCCCUCAUGGGAGGACGCCCCUCAAGUGCCACGCCUUCCACCCCCUGUCCACAAGACCAAAGUCCCCUUAGCCAUGGCGUCCAGUCUGUUCCGGGCCCAUGACUCUUCGCAGUCACAAGACAGCGGUCCUGGCAGGGGCACUCCAGACAGAGGUGGAGACAGGCCAGCCUCCCCGAAGCAGCUGAUGGAGGUGUCCCAGCUGCUGCGGCUGUGCGAGGCUCGGGGCUGGGGGGCUCUGCCUGCUGAGGACGUGCUGCUGUACUUGAAGAGGCUGGAGCACAGCGGGACUGAUGGCCGAGGGGACCAUGUCCCCAGAAGGAAUGCAGACUCCCGCCUGGGUGAGAUGCCCCGGAAAGAGAUUGCCUCUCAGGCUGUCCCUCGCCGCCUCACCACAGCCCCUAGGACUGAGAAAGCUCCCUCACGCAAGAAGAGUGGAGCCUCUGCCCUUGGCAAUGUGAGGGGCCGAGGGGGUGUCUGGAGAUAGACGCCCGCCCUUCCUCUUUGCUUCCUUCUUCCUGCUCUUGGCAUGAUCCUAUAAGCACACAGUGGCCUGUGUUAGAACCUGAGACUCAAAGGAAUGGGCAAAAUGAAGAUCUUGUAGGAAGCCACUAUGUGAAAGAGCCAUUUGUUUUUGAUGUGUGUUGUAUAUAUAUGUAUAUAUGUGAUGUCCUACGGGAAGAAUACAAGUGCUUACAAGGAAGAUGGUCUCUGACUGGCUUCUAGAAGAUUCUAGAAGUGUCCAGGUGAGCCUGUGCAUCAGAUCACAAGGGUAAAACCUGGUCAGUGAUGGAAUUGUGGAUGAUCCUUAUAUUUUGAAAUACAUUUCUGUUUUCUAAAUUUUCUAAACAAAUAUGUAUAGCUUCAAUAAUCACAAACUGUAUCCUUUUUUAAUUAAAAGAAUAAGUUAUUGUA
Ochotona princeps (American pika) is the source of this 3823-nucleotide messenger RNA. RefSeq names its product centrobin, centriole duplication and spindle assembly protein (gene CNTROB). The record is from RefSeq and is a predicted model, not a curated record. Gene Ontology annotation, biological process: centrosome separation; centriole replication; regulation of cilium assembly. Gene Ontology annotation, cellular component: centriole; centrosome. NCBI's taxonomy places the organism in Eukaryota, Metazoa, Chordata, Mammalia, Lagomorpha, Ochotonidae. The transcript has 19 exons. Bases 714 to 3395 code for a protein of 893 amino acids.